AUGGCUCUGGCACCGCGGGCCCUGGCGCUUACCUGGCCCCUGGUGCUCGCCCUGCUCAGCCUGGCGCCGGCGCCCGCCUCGGGGGGCUGCCCGGCGGCUUGCCGGUGCUCGUUCGCAAUGCUGCAGUGCCUGGAGCCCAAUGGCAUCGCCGGCAUCCCGGCUCUGGCCCCGCAAGAGAGCGAGAACGUGACAGAGAUUUACAUAGAAAACCAAGCAGCCCUGGAGAAUAUAACUAUAAUUGAUCUUGCUAACUACAAAGAGCUGAAGAACCUCACGGUCACGCUGUGCAAGCUGAGGCUCAUCUCGGCCAACGCCUUCAGACACAACCCCAAGCUGCAGUACGUGAACCUGGCCUCUAACUCCCUGGAACACAUCUCCUGGAAGGUGUUUCAUUUCCUGCCACUGCUCAACCUGGUGCUGAGGGACAACCCUCUGGUCUGCUCGUGUGACCUCCACUGGCUGCAGACGUGGCAGCGCAAUGAGCGCGGCGACGUGGACAACCAAAGGUUGUCUUGUUUCUCCGACGACCAAGAAGUGACGCUCGACUCUUUGGUGCUCGAUAACUGCAGUCUGCCCGUGGUGACCAUUGACCCCUUCAAGGAUUCAAAGAUUCAAGAAGGAGGCAACCUGACGUUCGCCUGUCAAGUGACAGGAAGUCCAUCUCCCAACGUGAGAUGGCGAACUGAUGCGCUCAAGUCUCGCUUCUUUACCCAGGAGAGAAUCUGGGGCUCCACAUUAGAGCUGGUCCUGUUCCUCUCCAACAUCUCCUCCAAGGACAACCUGCACAACCUAACCUGUGAGGCCGAGAACCAAGCUGGGCCCGGGGAGGAGAUGGUGCAGUUGGACAUCGAGUUUCCAGUAAGAAUCGGCUACCUGGGCAACGCCGUGCAGCAGCACCACUGGUGCUUCCCCUUCGUGGUGGACGGCAACCCCGAGCCGACCAUCACCUGGCGCUACAAUGGCCACGAGCUCAAGGAGAGCGCCUACACUUACACGCAGCUCAUCCCCGACUCCGGGGACGGCUCCGAGAAACACGGGUGCCUCUUCCUCAACAAGCCCACCCACAUCAACAACGGCCUCUACACCCUGAUGGUGCAGAACAAGCUGGGCAGGGACGAGGCCACGGCCAACGGGAGCUUCAUGGACAACCCGUUCGACGAGUUCGACCCCGAGGGCAUCUUUCCAGUUCCGACAAACAAAUCGGACAUGGACGUCACGGAGAACCCGGAGAGUCGGGUGUUCGUGGUGUCGGUGGCCGUGGGUUUCGCCGUGUUCGCCUGCACGUUCCUGCUCAUCAUGGUUCUGGUCAUCAACAAGUGUGGCCAGCGUUCCAAGUUCGGUAUUCACCGCUCCUCCGUUCUGGGAACCGAGGACGACCUGGCUGUGUCGCUUCGUUUCAUGAACUUCGGAACCAGCCCGCCUUCCUCAGAUGAAGACUCUGGCUUGUCCAGCUUCGUGGAGAAUCCGCAGUACUUCUGUGGUAUCAUCAAGGAGAAAGACAUGUGCGUCCAGCACAUUAAACGGAGGGACAUCGUGCUGAAGUGGGAGCUGGGCGAGGGAGCGUUUGGCAAAGUCUACCUGGCAGAGUGCGCCAACCUCAGCCCCGACAGCGACAAGAUGCUGGUGGCCAUCAAGACUCUGAAGGACGCCAACGAGUCGACCCGGCAGGACUUCCAGAGGGAGGCGGAGCUGCUGACGGUGCUCCAACACCAGCACAUCGUGCGCUUCUACGGCGUCUGCACGGACGGAGAGCCGCUGGCCAUGGUGUUCGAAUACAUGCGGCACGGAGACCUCAACCGAUUUCUCAGGGCUCACGGGCCCGACGCUCGUAUCCUGGAGGAGGCCACGAUGCCCCCGCUGGGGCAGCUCACUCUGCCUCAGAUGCUGCACAUCGCCGCCCAGAUCGCCUCGGGCAUGGUCUACCUGGCAUCGCUGCACUUCGUCCACCGAGACCUGGCGACGCGCAACUGUCUGGUGGGGGAGGGCCUGGUGGUCAAAAUCGGAGACUUCGGCAUGUCCCGAGACAUCUACAGCACCGACUACUAUCGGGUGGGCGGACGCACGAUGCUGCCGAUCCGCUGGAUGCCGCCGGAGAGCAUCAUGUACAGGAAGUUCACCACGGAGAGCGACAUCUGGAGCUUCGGCGUGGUCCUCUGGGAGAUCUUCACCUACGGCAAACAGCCCUGGUACCAGCUGUCCAACAGCGAGGCCAUUGAAUGCAUCACGCAGGGCCGGGAACUGGAGAGGCCACGCACCUGCCCGAAGGAGGUGGCCCUGCUGAUGCAGGGCUGCUGGCAGAGAGAGCCCCAGCAGAGGAUGGUCAUCAAGGACAUCCACAGCCGCCUGCUGUUCCUGGUCAAGAACCCGCCGGUGUACCUGGAUAUCCUGGGCUGA
Messenger RNA from Cyclopterus lumpus (lumpfish), 2394 nucleotides. RefSeq names its product neurotrophic tyrosine kinase, receptor, type 1 (gene ntrk1). Gene Ontology annotation, molecular function: ATP binding; neurotrophin receptor activity; transmembrane receptor protein tyrosine kinase activity. Bases 1 to 2394 code for a protein of 797 amino acids. The transcript is spliced from 16 exons. NCBI's taxonomy places the organism in Eukaryota, Metazoa, Chordata, Actinopteri, Perciformes, Cyclopteridae. The record is from RefSeq and is a predicted model, not a curated record. Gene Ontology annotation, cellular component: plasma membrane; axon; signaling receptor complex. Gene Ontology annotation, biological process: positive regulation of kinase activity; protein phosphorylation; regulation of phosphatidylinositol 3-kinase/protein kinase B signal transduction.